Molecule: messenger RNA, 543 nt
Organism: Phragmites australis (common reed)
Lineage: Eukaryota; Viridiplantae; Streptophyta; Magnoliopsida; Poales; Poaceae
Product: protein argonaute MEL1-like
Exons: 5
Coding region: 1-534 (177 amino acids)
Biological process (GO): regulatory ncRNA-mediated post-transcriptional gene silencing
Cellular component (GO): cytoplasm
Molecular function (GO): nucleic acid binding
Source: RefSeq, a predicted model, not a curated record
AUGUGCUCGUACAGAUGUGAUCAUUGUGGACAUUCCUGCUCAUCAUUUGGUUGUAUUCUUUACAUUGAAUUCAUGGAGCUACUGAUUGCUUUUCGCAGGAAGACAAACCGAAGGCCUGAGAGGAUAAUAUUCUAUAGGGAUGGUGUAAGUGAGGGUCAGUUCAGCCACGUUCUGCUUUAUGAAAUGGAUGCCAUCAGAAAGGUUUUUGCCCUUUCUAUUUCAAGGCUUGUGCCUCUUUUGGAAGAGGGAUAUCUACCGCCAGUCACGUUUGUGGUUGUCCAGAAAAGGCAUCAUACAUGGCUUUUUCCUGAGGUUCAUGGAAGGUGUGAUAUGACUGACAGAAGUGGAAACAUUCUUCCUGGAACUGUGGUUGAUCAAAAGAUUUGCCAUCCUACUGAGUUUGAUUUCUACCUAUGUAGUCAUGCCGGCAUCCAGGGGACUAGCAGGCCCACCCAUUACCAUGUCCUUUAUGAUGAGAAUCAUUUUACAGCUGAUGCACUCCAGUCAUUGACCAACAAUCUUUGCUACAUGUAAGUUCAGCUC